AUGGCCGCAGACCGAUGGGGUGGGGGAGACCCGGACGGAGGGGAGGACGCGUGGGGCCGCGGGGAGGCGGAGAGCGAGGGCGUGUGGGAGCGCGUGGUGUACCAGGCGGACGACAGGGGCGCGCUGGAGCGCCUCAUGAAGCGCAAGGGCGCGGCGGGUGGACGAAAUGCCGCGGGCCCGAAGCCUUUGAUUGGUGAACCACACGCCGCUGUCGCUGCACUUGGAGAGUCAGCAGCGGCCAACAGGGACGUGUCAGGAGUGAAAUUUGGGUGGCAGGGUUUGGCAGCAUCCAACGUGGCAGAGAAGGAAAGAGGUGACACGUGGCAGCGGGCCAAGUGGGGGCUGCGAUGGUUUGACUCGCCCACUGCCGAUGACUGGGAGGACGGCUUCCCCGACGACCACGUGGACGCCCAAGCUGCACCCCAGGCUGCAGAUGCGGCGAGGGAGGCUCAUGAUGCGGGAGAGGGGGAGGAGGCACGGGAGGCAGUGCAGGAGGGAGGGCGUGAGGGGGAGGGCGUUGAGGGGGAGUACAGCAGGCGCGUGGCGGAGGGGCUGCUGGCGCGCCUCUCCUUCAUGCCCUCCCCACACCCGCCGCCACCACUGCCACCGCUGCACCCACCAGCACUGGUGCCUGCUGCAUCGCCCCUACCUGCACCCAUGCCGGGGCGGGCGGCGGGCAAGGCUUCAGUGGGGCAUGCGAGGCAGGAGAUGCAGGGGCAGGCUUGGGCAGAAGGGCAGGGGCGCUCGCAGGGGGGAGAGAGGGAGGGCAGCAGGGGAGGAGGGGCGGUGGGAGGGUUGGCGCUGCAGCUGCUGCAGCUGACAGGCGCACCUCCGCCCCUGGCGCAUGGGGGAAAGGGGAGAGGCGGACGGUACCGAGGGAAGAAGGAGAAGGUGCGCGCCACAGCAGCCCCGGCGCCCACCAGCUCGCAGGCAGUGCCAGCAGCGGCACCCGUGGUAUUGCAGCAGCAGCUCUCACAGCUGCACGCGUCUCAGCCACCGCAGGGGCACUCCACCCACCACUGCCAGCAGCAGUGUGAGCACGAGGUGCAGACUGAGGCAGUGCAACCGCCGUGUUACCAACCUCAAUCUCAGCAGCAGCAGCAGCAGCAGCAGCAGCAGCAGCAGCAGCAGCAGCAGCAGCAGGAUUGUGUUAGGGGAGCUUUCGAUGGGCAGGUGCGGUAG
Closterium sp. Naga37s-1 is the source of this 1182-nucleotide messenger RNA. NCBI's taxonomy places the organism in Eukaryota, Viridiplantae, Streptophyta, Zygnematophyceae, Desmidiales, Closteriaceae. The record is from the annotation of a GenBank genome assembly.